Cheilinus undulatus (humphead wrasse) is the source of this 5330-nucleotide messenger RNA. It is a transcript of the gene asxl1, whose product is annotated as ASXL transcriptional regulator 1. Bases 260 to 4933 code for a protein of 1557 amino acids. Gene Ontology annotation, molecular function: peroxisome proliferator activated receptor binding; DNA binding; chromatin binding. The transcript is spliced from 12 exons. Lineage: Eukaryota; Metazoa; Chordata; Actinopteri; Labriformes; Labridae. The record is from RefSeq and is a predicted model, not a curated record. Gene Ontology annotation, cellular component: PR-DUB complex. Gene Ontology annotation, biological process: positive regulation of transcription by RNA polymerase II; animal organ morphogenesis.
UCCUGCAGCACACAGCCAGCCCUGCACUCACACUGCUUCUGUGCCACAGAGAGACGAUAUGUGGUGAGCUAGCUCAGAAAAAGGCAUAGCACACAGCAGCGACAGAUUUUAGAGACUAGCAGACGCCAUAGCAUCAUCUGGAGCUGAAGGAGCGUGUUGUUUUGGCUCUGCACAGUGAACCUGGAGCGCAGUUAGCCAUUUUGCUAAGCAGCUAAGUCGCCAUCGUUUUGCUUUGUAGAGACUCAGCAGCGCAGAGGAAAUGAAGGACAAACAAAAGAGAAAGAAGGAGCGGACCUGGGCUGAGGCUGCUCGCAUGGUAUUGGAGAACUUCUCCGAUGCACCCAUGACUCCAAAACAAAUCCUCCACGUCAUCCAGACCAAGGGGCUGAAGGAGAUGCGGAGUGGCACAGCUCCUCUGGCCUGCCUGGUCACCAUGUUGCACUCCCAGGUGAGGGGAGACCGAGUCAAGAACAGCAUCUUCUUCAAGCUGCCUGGACGGAUGAGCCUGUUUACUCUCAAGAAGAACGCCCUCCAGUGGACAAAGUCAACAUCAGAGACAGAGACACCGACAGAGUCUGCUGGAGGAACGGGGGCUCCAGCCUCAAGCAGCACUCCGGCAGCCGGCUCAGCUGUAGCCUCGACCGGACCCACAGAGGCCACAGAGCAGGAGAGCUGCGACUCCACCGAGACCAACGCAGCUGCCAGCGGAGACAAUGACGCCUCUGUAGAUGAGAGCUCAUCCAGCGCCUCUGGCUCCACGGAGCUGCAGCCUCCCAUCAACCAGCCUCAGACCCGCCUCAGCAGAUCAGCAGGACAGCAAGGACGCUUGGAGGCACAGCAGGCCCAACACGCUUCACAUGCCCAGACCAGAUUGAGUCGCUCCAGACAGGUCAGCAACCAGCAGUCAGGAAGACAGAGAAAGAAAGCAGUCAUGAUGCCUCGUGUUGUCCUCACCCCUCUUAAAGUCAACGGAGAGCACGUCCCCUCAGGACCCAUGAAAAGAAGUCGAGGAGGAGUUGAUGUAGACUUUGAAACACCAGGCUCCAUCCUGGUCAACACAAAUAUCAGAGCGCUCAUCAACGUUCGGACCUUCUCAGCGUUUCCUGCACACUCACAACAGCAGCUUCUGCAGCUGCUGCCAGAAGUGGACAGACUGGUUGGAUCUGAUGGGAUGGCUCGACUCAGCAGUUCAGCUCUCAACAAUGAGUUCUUCACCCACGCUUCUCAGAGCUGGAAGGAGCGGCUGGCAGAGGGUGAGUUCACCCAUGAGAUGCAGGUGCGAUUCCGACAGGAAAUGGAGAAAGAGAAGAAGGUUGAAGCAUGGAAGGAGAAAUUCUUUGAGGAGUACCACGGGCAAAAGUCUGGUCUGACUAAGGAGGAGUCCCUUAAACUGACUGCCAGUGAAGCCAGUGAAGUUGCAGCAACGGUGCUGGAAAGUGACGUAGCUGUAGUUGCAACACCGAAGAGACGCAGCGUUGGUCGGAGGAGGAGAGACGGGCGGAUGAGGAGACGCACGCGAGCUGAUCUGCGCCGCCGGGCCCGCAGAACCCUCUGUAAGGCCACUCCUCCAGCCAUACAGGCAACAGAAACCACAGAAGACAGCGCUGCUCUGGACAUCUCUGCAGUCUCCAUGGGCUCGCCCAUGUCCGACAACACAGUGGUGCAAGGUGAGGUGGUGCUGCAGGCCGAGUGUGGCGUGGAGCUCCCAGCUGAGACCACCACGAUAGAGGAAAAGCCUGCACCCACUCCAGAGCCGGUCACAUUACCAGCUCCCAUUCCCACUCCGACACCCACUCCAACACCCACUCCAACACCCACUCCAAGCCCCAGCCCCAGUCCUGCCUCCACCAGCGCCAACGAAGAGCCAGAAGUCACAGCUCGCCUUCUCCCAGAGGAGGCCGCGCCCGUUCUGGCCUCCACCUCCUCCCCAUCCUCCUCCUCCUCAUCUUCUUCAUCUGCCUCCUCACCAGCCUCCUCGCCCUCCUCCCCCUCAGACAGACAAGGAGCUUUUGCAGCAGGCUUGGACUCCUCCUCUUCCUCUUCAGCGUCAUCCAGUGCCGCGGUUGCGGCCGAUCCCCUGGAUGACACCGCCUCUGUGGUCACCUCCAUCACCGGAGGCACCGCCACCAGCAGCCGUGAGAGCAGCCCCUCAGCCAGCCCAGCCACCACUCCCGUUCCCAGCUCCCAGCUCAAGGAGAAGAGGAGGCCCGACGAGGCUCAGGCCUUUUCCAGCUUUCCCGAAAAGAGGCCGCGGCUGGAUGACCGUCAGUCCUUUCGUACCACAAUUGACGGUGUCCGUACGGAGAAGCCGCAGCCGACAACAGAAGAGCCCAAGGUGCCGCCUAUCCGGAUUCAACUGUCCAGAAUCAAACCUCCCUGGGUCAAAGGCCACCCCACCUACCAGAUCUGUCCGCGGAUCGUGCCUCCCGGCGAGGGCUCGCGGCGGUCGGGGACGGGGGGUGCGCGCACCUUGGCGGACAUCAAAGCCCGCGCCCAGCAAGCCCGCGCCCAACGCGAGGCCGCUGCUGCUGUUGCAGCCACUGGCGACGGGACAGGGACGGACGGGGUCCGGGUGCGGGCUGCUACUGGGCUACCGGAUAGCAGCAAUGGACGACGAGCGCGAGAGCAUCCAGGACCUAUCGAGCCCGGAGGAGGAGACGGAGGAGGAGGAGGAGGAGGAGGAAGUGGAAGAGGGGGAGGUGGUGGGAUGGAGGAGCAGGGAUCGUCUUCGGGCUCUAAUUCGUCUGGAACACAACUACAGCUUCACAAUGUAGAGCCAGUGCCAGAGCCGUCGCCGUCUCUGUCCACUACCUCCACCUCCAUGUCCCUGGAGCCCCCUCAGACCCCGACUCCACCUCUAGAGGAGGUCCCCGGGAGCGCAGAAGCUGGAGAAGAAGGAGAAGCAGCAUCAGCCAGCGACCAGAGCUCCUCCAACAGUCUUGCAGAGAAAGCAGCUGAGUCGUCUUCUCCGGAGCUGGACUCUGUACCCACCCAGGCCCCUCAGUCAACCAGGCUGAACCAAGUCCCAGACUCUGCUGCUGCCCCCUCUGAAAGGGCAGACCUGGGUCCUGAAAAACCCUCUCUGGUCCCAACCUCCAUCCCAGAUUCCCUCCCCAGGUUUGGGGCUCAGGGUGUGGAUGUCAUUCAGACUCUAGCGAAUUCCUGCCAGCCCAAAGAGCAGCUGAAAGGAAAGGAGGCAGGACUAGGAGGUGUCAUCCAACAUGGCUCCCAUCAUGUGGAUGCCCAGGACGUUUUCUCUCCCUCUGCUACAGAGAGAAAGCCUACAAACACAUCCUCACCCCAGCACAUGGACUCCUCUGAGAAAGACGACGAGGCUGGGACUCACAGUGACUCUACGGAAACCGCUUCAGACUGUGAGAACGAGGUUCAGGAGGAUGAUCAGCACCCCGAUCAGGACUGGUGCCCUCAACUGAGCACGCCCAGAAACGGCCAACUGGUCAUCUGCAGUCCUCCUCCUCCCCCUCAGAACCAGCAGCCAGUCAUCCACGCCCACGUGUCCAGCCGCCAAGGUCAGACAGUCAUUCAGCCAUGCUUCCCCAACGGUCUGCCCCACCCUCAGCACAGUCGCCCCCAUUCCCAGGAUCACCAGCCCCUCCCCAUCCGGGACACCAACGUUGUGGUCAAAAUGGAGCCAGGAGAAGACUGCAGGAUCUCCAGACAGGUGUCAACUGAAGACGAGUGUCGUGGAGGUUUGAAGCAGUCCAUCAACCUCCCCGGUUCUGCUGCUGCCUCCAAGAGACCGGCCAGCUCAGCCAGACCGGUGUCUAGUGUGGAAGCCAACAACCCGCUGGUCACUCAGCUGCUACAGGGCAGUCUGCCCCUGGAGAAGGUUCUGCCCACGCACUCUGCCAACAGGUUAGAGAUCAGCCGAUUACCGGGACCCCAGCCAAGAUUGCCACCGCUGCCACGAGGCAGACCGGACAUCUCAGCCCAGUCUCCAAGCCCAGAUCUGUCUGCGGCCUAUCAGAACCACAACAAGUCUCCUCCAGGACGUCCUGUGUCCUGUCUGAUGGAGACCCCAGCUGUUUCCCAGUAUCAGUCCCAGCAGGCCCCUGGAGCGGUCCCUGUCAUCACCUCUCUGCCCCCCUCCUCCUCCAGUUUAAACUUCAGAGGGAAACCAGACAUCAGCUCUCAGGGCGCUAUGGAGUCCACCGUCAUCAAAGACUCUCACGGCCCCGUGGUCACUCCAGACAGACCGCAGAACUCUCAGCGGACCCUGCAGAACGGCCCCUCUCCUCCCCAUGCUGACCCGUGCCCCACGGAAGUGGUGCCCACCAUCAAGAUCAACUGGCGCCCUCCUCCAUCUCAAAUCCCCCAUGCUCACCAACAGCAGCUAUCUCCUGCGUCGUCUGUGAAGAACGAAGUCGGUGCUCGUCCAUCCUGCCAGGCUCUGGCUAAAUCGCCCCCCACCAAACCUCUGAGUGUUACCAAAAAGGAGCCAAGCAGCUCCAUGGAUGGCUACCUGAGCGGCGGGGCCAUGGAGGGACUCCUCAACAUGGAGAUGACUUUAGCCAGGAUGGCCAAGAAGGAGCACAACAAAGCUCCCUACUCCUCCGGCUCCCCGUCCUCCUCCUCCUCUCCAUCGCCCUCAUCGUCACUCCCCUUCCAGCUCUACGGGAAGCUCCCCAAGCAAGGCGGAGGAGUCAGCUACACGGCCAACGUGUCUGUGAUGGAUAACGGCGGUUUCUCCCGCAGCAUGGCGGACAGCGUUCUCCAGCUGCGCCCCCGUUUGACCUCCACGCAGGCCACCCUCAGCAUCCAGGCCUUUACUGACAGUACGGCCGAGGAGGUGGCGCUCAAAUGCUCGUGCCGCCUCAAAGCCAUGAUCAUGUGCCAAGGCUGCGGUGCCUUCUGCCAUGACGACUGCAUCGGGCCCUCCAAACUGUGCGUGUCGUGUCUGGUGGUCAGAUAGUGUGUUACUGAGGUCUCUGUGGGGGGGGCCCAGCUGUACAGAAACCAGGAGGAGCCUGACAGGCAGGAUUUGCCUUGUAUGAUAGAUUUGGUCUGUAUUUUUCGUUGUUGCAGAUUUUCAGAUUUUUUUUUAGCUGUAUUGAUAUAUUAUUAUUAUUAUUGUUAUUAUUAUUAUUGUUGUCGUUAUAAUUAUUGUGAAUUUGGGGCAUGAUUGAUUGUAAAUUGUGCCUUUUUUUGUUUUCUCUCCUCAAAAACAUUUACCUCAUCUUCUCUCGCUCCACCUGUCAUCAUUUGGUGGCCAUCAUUGUUUUGGUCUCUUGUUUCCUCAGUGAACAGAGACGUAUUGUUGUCUCUUUGCGCAAAGAAGUAUUUUUUUAACCAUUAAAAUGAGUAAAUGA